Pocillopora damicornis (cauliflower coral) is the source of this 1789-nucleotide messenger RNA. Its product is annotated as microspherule protein 1. The record is from RefSeq and is a predicted model, not a curated record. Gene Ontology annotation, molecular function: protein binding; G-quadruplex RNA binding. Gene Ontology annotation, cellular component: Ino80 complex; MLL1 complex; NSL complex. NCBI's taxonomy places the organism in Eukaryota, Metazoa, Cnidaria, Anthozoa, Scleractinia, Pocilloporidae. Gene Ontology annotation, biological process: positive regulation of transcription by RNA polymerase II.
UUUCAACAUGGCGUCAAUUUAUGAAUGAGUUGCUGUCGAACGGCUUUCACCGUUUUUCUAAAAUUAUUUGAAAGAGAUCAGAACGUCGUCACAGGUUUAAAGGGGAAAAAUCAUGUCAUCUUUGACUCCAACAAAUGCUUUUCCAAAUCCCCCAGCACCCAUUCCUCGACCACCUGGGAGGGCAGGUAGAAGUACUCCUCGUCGAAGUUCUUCUCGGUCUAUUAAACGAAAAAAGUUUGAUGAUGAAUUGGUGGAGAGUAGUCUUAAGAAGGUGUCCAAACAAAGAGGUGAUGUUGUUGUCCUGGAAAAAGAAAUACAGAAAAGAACUUUGCCCACAGGUAAAGGCUCCUCAAGGAAACAGAGAAAAAGCAAGACAAAUGAUCUGACAGCUGUUUAUCUUGGGAUAAAGUUCUCUUGUCGAUUCACUCCAAAAGAAAUUCAAGAAAGAUGGUAUCAACUUCUUUAUGACCCAGUGGUGUCAAGGUUGGCCACUACUGCUGUCAAACAGCUUCCUCCAGAUGUCAUUGCUGCAGCACAGAACAAUGCACUGUGGAACAAAGAAGAGGAACUUAUCUUAGCAAAUGUGCCAGCAAACAGCCCAGCUUCUUUAGAAUUAUUCCAAGAUUUGUUGGAUAAAAACCCCUCAGUUUUUCACCAGUGUCGGUCAGCUAAGGCGCUAAGAAAUCACUGGCUUCUGAUGCGCCAAUAUCAACUCCUCUCUGAUCAGACAGUUUCCACAGCAGAGCAUGCAGUGAGUUUUUCUGAUGCUGAGGAACAGAUUAACGACGCUGAACUCUCAGAAACCAAGGAUGAUAACCUAGAACAGGAACUUUCAUUGGCCGACAGACGAAACAAAAGAGAGAUACGCAUGUUAGAAGGGGAGAUUCCGUUGUGGCAAGUUAUCGUGGAAAAACUCAAUGCAGCCACGGGAGCCACCACAGUCACACCAGCCAGCGAGUUUGAUUCCCACACACUUGCAGUGUUGAGAGGGCGACUGGUCAGAUACCUGAUGCGCUCCAGAGAGAUUAUCGUCGGAAGAUCUACCGCUGACAAUCACGUUGAUGUUGAUUUGUCCUUAGAAGGACCAGCAUGGAAAAUAUCAAGGCGACAGGCGGUAAUCAAGCUUCGUAGCGAUGGUGAGUACUGUGUCAUCAACGAAGGUCGGAGGCCGCUGUACAUAGAUGGCAAGCCCGUCGUCAUUGGCGCGAAAGCGAGGCUCCACCAUAACUCCACUUUUGAGAUUUGUGGUCUUCGCUUCGUGUUCCUGAUAAACCAAGAUCUUCCCGGAGCCACAAAGGAAGUUAAACAACCGACACCAGCCCAGCAAGGAAAGGUGGCGUAAACUUACGUUGAAAGUGCUUCAGGACACCAGCGAUGACCUGGAGCUUCAUACUCGUCGAAAGUUGCUUUCAAAACACAACUUACAUUUAUCUGUCAUAUCACCAGAUGUAGAAAACACCAGAAAAAAUUUAUAUUCAACAACAAUAUCCGUCGGGGAGUCUUUCAUCGUCGUCGAUACAUAGGAACGUUUCGUGUAAGAGACGAGAGGGUAACACGAACAUUCCCGAACUAGCUAGAGGUUCGGCGCGCAUCGCACACACAAGUGUGACGUGGGGAGAAAUAUAUCACUUCUUAAUUUAAUCGAGAUUGUAAAUUUGUAAAAUGUUUUAUUUGAGGUAAACUCGACAUUUUAUGAUACAGACAUUCGAUUGUAUAUAAGGGUAGAGAAAUAAGGAAUGGGAUAAUAAAAUUUCACCGAGCUCUCGUUCGUUUUUUAAUGUUUUCUUAA